ACACUGCCCGCCCGCCCGCCCGCCCGCCCAUUCGCAAUCCUCCUCCGCCUGCAAUCGAUCAUUUCACUGUUCACAAAACCCUAAACAAGAAUAUUGAAUUCCCCAUUUCUACCCUCAAUUUUCCCAUUAUUUCCCUCUAGGGUAGGGUACCCUAUGCUUUUCGCCUUUCCCAAACUCUAGCUGCUCUGGUCCAGAUUUAUCAAUGGCGGAGCGACCAACAAUAACCACCCACGGCACGGCUGAGAGGAGCGGCAACGGCGCGCCGGCGCCGCAGACCAGCUCGCGCUCCGUCACGGAGACGGUUAACGGCUCUCAUCGAUUCGUGAUCCAGGGGUACUCGCUGGCCAAGGGCAUGGGCGUCGGGAAACACAUUGCCAGUGACAAUUUCACCGUCGGCGGUCAUCAGUGGGCUAUCUACUUUUACCCCGACGGAAAAAAUCCGGAGGAUAAUUCGACGUACGUUUCCGUUUUCAUCGCUUUGGCGAGUGAAGGGACAGACGUUAGGGCUUUGUUCGAGUUGACUCUGGUUGAUCAGAGUGGAAAGGACAAGCACAAGAUUCACAGCCACUUCGAUCGUUCCCUUGAGAGUGGCCCCUACACUUUGAAAUACCGCGGCAGCAUGUGGGGAUACAAACGUUUUUUCAGACGAGUUAUGCUUGAAAAUUCUGAUUAUCUUAAGGAUGAUUGCUUGAAAAUUAAUUGUACUGUUGGAGUUGUGCGUUCUACAAUAGACUGUUCAGGCAUGCAUUCUAUUCAUAUUCCAGAUUCAGACAUUGGAGCACAUUUUGGCAUGCUUCUGGAAAAUAUGGAAGGGUCUGAUAUCAUUUUCAAUGUCGCUGGUGAAAAAUUUCAUGCCCAUAAGUUGGUAUUGGCUGCUCGUUCUCCCAUUUUCCGUUCAGAAUUCUUUGAUGGACUGGAGAGUGAUGAGCAGGAAAUUGUUAUAAGUAAUAUGGAAUCCAAGGUCUUCAAGGCCAUGCUGCACUUUGUGUACACAGAUAGUCUUUUGGAAGACGACCUAGAAGCUUCUAGCUCUUCUAGUAUACCUUCUAUAUCUGAUACAUUACCAGCGAAAUUGCUAGAAGCAGCUGAUCGCUAUGAUUUGGGAAGACUCAAACGGAUGUGUGAAGCGUAUCUCUGCAAAGAUAUUUCUGUGAACUCUGUUGCAAAGACUCUAGCUCUUGCAGACUGUUAUCAUGCCAUGGAGCUCAAAACUGUCUGCCUUAGAUUUGCUGCUGAAAACCUUGCUGCUGUGAUGCAAUCGGAUGGUUUUGAGUACCUGAAAGAAAACUGCCCUUCUCUCCAGUCAGAACUUCUAAAGACAGUGGCUGGUUGCGAGGAUGAGUGUAGCAGCGGAGGGGGGAAGUCUCGGAGCGUUUGGGCACAGCUUUCUGACAGCGGUGAUACUGACGGGAGGAGGGUACGGCAAAGGACCUGACUGAGGAUUUUAGGAGUUAGGUAAGUGAUUGUUGUGUAGAAUGUAGUGUAAGAAUGUUUGGACCAUUACAGAAUGAAAAAUGUUUCAUAGUCUUCAUGAAACAUGAUGUGUUGUAAUUGAUAGAUAGUUAGAGACCCCAAAUGGGUUGGUUAUCAAUUGCAUAUCUUCUCAGGUCAGCCAGCCAGCCAUAUGAGCUUUCACCAAGAUCUAUCUGGGUUGCUUUUGGUUUUGCUUUCAACGAAAAUUUUGUACACAUUACUCCCACUUGUAAUAAAAAAUGCAGAAAUGCCACA
This is a messenger RNA of Ipomoea nil (Japanese morning glory), 1728 nucleotides long. RefSeq names its product BTB/POZ and MATH domain-containing protein 4-like. The coding region runs from base 203 to 1435 and encodes 410 amino acids. NCBI's taxonomy places the organism in Eukaryota, Viridiplantae, Streptophyta, Magnoliopsida, Solanales, Convolvulaceae. Gene Ontology annotation, molecular function: protein binding. The transcript is spliced from 4 exons. Gene Ontology annotation, biological process: protein ubiquitination. The record is from RefSeq and is a predicted model, not a curated record.